Haemorhous mexicanus (house finch) is the source of this 7961-nucleotide messenger RNA. It is a transcript of the gene GDA, whose product is annotated as guanine deaminase. Gene Ontology annotation, molecular function: guanine deaminase activity; zinc ion binding. The coding region runs from base 330 to 1460 and encodes 376 amino acids. The transcript has 14 exons. The record is from RefSeq and is a predicted model, not a curated record. NCBI's taxonomy places the organism in Eukaryota, Metazoa, Chordata, Aves, Passeriformes, Fringillidae. Gene Ontology annotation, cellular component: cytosol. Gene Ontology annotation, biological process: guanine catabolic process.
CCGCCGGGGCGCUGGGAGUGACCCUUGCCGGCCCCGAGUCCGCGUCCCGGGGUGGCGAGAGGCAGGGCCGGCUCCGCCGGUCUGUGGAGAGAAAGCGGAACAUUUUCGCACUCCUGUCUGUCGGGGCAGGAGCCGCGGAGAAGGAAUUUCGCACUUGCGGGAGCUGGAGUUGACCGGGAUGGAGCGUCCCCUCGGCGCGAGUCUGCAGUUGGCAUAAAUCUGCCUUUGAGAUUGUGUUUGUGGAACAAGCUGAUCAGCUAGAGCAACUGGCUAAGACAUGGGGGUUCAAAACAUCUGACAUAAGACAACUGAGCAAACAUGAAUUCUUCAUGCCAGGAUUGGUUGAUACACAUAUUCAUGCUUCUCAGUAUUCAUUUACUGGUACAAGAGUAGACCUGCCUCUUUUGCAGUGGUUGACUGCCUACACAUUCCCAACAGAAGCCAAAUACCGGGACAGUGGUUUUGCAGAAGAAGUGUACACCAGAGUUGUUAGACGAACUCUAAAGAAUGGCACGACUACAGCUUGCUACUUUGCAACAAUCCACACAGAUAGUUCCCUUCUUCUUGCUGAAAUUAUAGAUAAAUUUGGUCAACGAGCAUUUGUUGGAAAAGUCUGCAUGGAUGUGAAUGACAGUGUGCCAGAGUACAGAGAGAGUACUGCCGACUCUGUCCAAGACACAGAAAGGUUUGUUAGAGAACUACUGGAAAAGAAAUAUCCCAGAGUACAGCCCAUCAUAACCCCCCGCUUUGGCCCCUCCUGCACAGAGGACUUGCUGGGUGCCCUUGGGGAUUUAGCACAAACCCAUGAUCUCCACGUGCAGAGUCACAUAAGUGAGACUGAGGAAGAAAUCAAAGUUGUGGAGAACAUGUUUCCUGCCUACCAGAAUUACACCGAACUGUAUGAUAAAAACAAGCUGCUAACCAACAAGACUGUGAUGGCACAUGCCUGUCAUCUUUCUGAAGAAGAGCUGAAACUUUUUAGCCUUCGUGGAGCUGCAAUUUCACAUUGCCCCAAUUCUAACUUUUCGAUGUGCAGCGGUGUUUUAAAUGUGCAAAAGGUUCUUGAACACAAUGUGAAGCUUGGUCUUGGCACAGAUGUUGCAGGUGGAUAUUCAGCUUCUAUGCUUGAUGCUAUAAGGAAAACAAUGGUGGCAUCUAAUAGCCUUCAGAUCAAUAAAGUGAAUGAAACAGGACUAACUCUUAAAGAAGCUUUUCAGCUAGCCACUCUGGGAGGAAGCCAAGCUCUAGGACUGGAUGGUGUGAUUGGAAACUUUGAGGUGGGAAAAGAAUUUGAUGCGCUGCUAAUCAACACAAAGGCUUCAGAUAGCCCUUUUGACUUGUUCUCUGCUGACGAUUUUGAGGACGCUCUCCAGAAGUUCCUGUAUCUAGGUGAUGAUCGGAAUAUUUCUGAAGUGUAUGUGGCUGGAAAGCAAGUGGUUCCUUUUUCAAGCUCUGUAUAAAUCCAUUUUCUGUUUGCAAAAUACUCUGCUGAUCAUUCUGCAUCUGAUUUGGAAAAGAUUGAUAAAGCGCUGUGCCUGAUCGUCAGGAAUGACGCCUCACUUUUGGAUGAUGUUAAAACUUGCAUACACUGAAAAUUUUGUUAGACCUUUCAAGAAUUCCUAUACUGAAAUUUUCAUAGCUCUAGAGGGAAUGGCUAUUUAAAUUCCUUUGUAAAAAUAGCAUUUGUGCAUUGACUGGGGAUUUGAUAAAUACCUUAUUUAAAGAGGGCACCUGCUGCUCUGUUUAACAAUAGUAUAGGAAGCAUUAUGUGGUACAGUGAGAUGCAGUUUUCUAUAGGAAUUUAAAAAAAAAACACCAGUGCUUGUAAAUUGAUUUUGCAGGUAAUGAAUAUCAUGGAAGAAUGCAAUUUCUGUAAUAUUAUUAUCAAGUAUGGAAAAAUCAGUGUCCUUUUAGAGAAUGCAGUUUUCAGUUUUUCCUAUGAGCUUUAAAAAAAACUAAUUUAAAACGUUUUUUUUUUAAGAAGAGUUAAGUCAGAAGUAUGUGUUUAUAAAUAAAUAAGGGUCCUUACUUAAGAGUUUAGGAUUGUCAUUUGUAGUCAGACACUCCAUCGAAUUACUUUGAUCUGAGCGAUGGCUGAAUGAAACUUCUGUCAAAUUAGAAGCAGGCACUAAGAUAUCUCUGCAGGCUACACAAAGGCAAACAAAUUAAGAGGGUUUUCUGGAGUAGAGGGAGUGCAUCAUUUAGUUCAGCAUCCUGCAGAAUCUUCCCAAACUCAUUUGCUCCUGACUGUUCAGACAGGAUGAUAUGAUGAUGUCCCUUCUCCUUUCUGUAAGGGAAGUGAGUGCAUUUAAAAAUUUCCAGGAGAAAUGGUCUCUUUCUGGCCAUUACCACCUUUGACAUGAGGUGAAAAUCGUCACUGAAAAAAGCAGCUCAGCUUUACUGUGCUCUUUGUGUUUUUCAAUGUGGCAGCCGUAGUUCUAGCCUUGUAGAAUUCCAGGAUUCCAGGUAAAAAAAUAUGCCCUUUUUGUUUUGGAAAUCUGUGUGACUUCCUUUCCUAAAAUGGCAUAUUUCCCUGCUUUUUUUUUUUUUUUUCUUUUUUUAGAUUUGUUUGAUGAGGGGGUUUCUUCUUGUUUCUCUAUUACGUUUUUAUGUUUUUGCAACACAAAGAAUGUAUGCUUUAAUUUCAGGGUCAUUGGGGACCAAUAUUGUAUUUAGAUACUGUAAACAUGUGUUGAAUAUGGUUUUAAGGCCUAUUUCAAACUUCUUUGAUUUCACUAAGCCUUGUUUUGCACUUUUAUCUCACUGCCUGGGGAUAUAGGACUUACCUCUGUUUACAAAACAAGGGAGGUCACUGCACCAAAGUUUCACUAUGUGUCUAUUUCAAAGAGAGUGCUUGGCCAAUGCCACUCAUAAUGUUCUGACUUUAAAAGAAUUUUCAGAGCUUUUGUAUUGUUAUGAUUAUGCCUACAUGAGACAGCAUAGCGUCAAGGGGAAGCAUAACAGCUGAUCUGGGCACUUAGAGCAGUACAAUGUUCAAUGUGGUUUUCUUGCCAAAGCUGAGGGGCUGUACCAGCAGUAGGGAAUACCCAGGAUGUGCCCUGCAGACAUCACCUGGAUGCAGCCGCUCUCCGAGGGCUGGCUCAGGUACCUCCCUGCUUGCUGCGCCGUGCCGCUGCGCGCUGAGGUACAGCCUUCCUACCCCACUAUGUUCCAAGACUUCCGAGGCUUUAGGAGUCAAGACCUAAGGAUUAAGAUUUACACAUUCCAUCAGGGUGUCUUCUCAACCUUUGUGUUUUGCAUGUGUCCCAAUCACCUACACAGUAGCACACUCGUUCAGCAAGUAACAGCCUUCAGCUCUUUGACUUGCUUUCCUGAUUCAGGGACAUUUAUUCUCAUGAAUUUUGACAUUAAUUUAAUUGACCAAAUUUCACAUUUCAAAACCAAAGAACUGUGAGACACAUGUUUUAAUCCUCCCAGUUACUGUUUGAAACUAUUUUUAGGGAAUUACAUGGUUUUCAGCUUUGGCUUUCCUGUGGUGAAGAAAGAUCACACAGGCUUGUGUACAAUGUAUGCUAGUGCCCUACUUCUUUGUCUCCAGAGCUAUGAAUUAAAUCAAUGCUUUUAUUUUUGUGGUAGUCUUAACUGUCUCUGACUUAAUUGUUUUCCCAUUAUUUUGUAGUGUUUUAAAGAAAGGGAUUCAGCAUUUCUUAAAAUACUUCUGGGGGGUGAACAGGUUGCUUAUUUGCAAUAUGAGAACACACUGAAAUUUUAAUGAGUUCAGGACUACACUGGUGGCCCAAUUACAAAGGGACUCUCUAGAAUAACUGCUGCCAGUGAGCUUUGUAUCUGAAUUUUUACUGGGUCAUGAGCAGUUUGACUCUUGGUAAAUUCAGGUAGGAACUCCUCUUUUGAUUAUAGCUUUUCUAAUGUCUCGCAUCCAGACAUUACCCACACACAGCAAUGGAAAAUCAUCUUUUUAAGAAUCUCUGCCUGCAGGUAGUGCCAUGGGCUGCCUGCAGCACUCUGCAAUGCCCAAGACCAGGAGAAGUGAGGCCCAAGAUGGAUAGCAUUACAUUAAAUGCUGAGGUGUUAAGGGGUAAAGGAAAGAAGUCUGAAUUUGAUGUUUGAGGGGGCCGGUGGAGGAGUUAAUAUAAAAAAUAAACUGUAGGUCUUUUGACAGCAGCAUUUAAAUAGAUCUGAAUGGAGAAAAAUGUGCUUCCAGAAAAGCUAAGUGGGGUCAUCUAAGGCAGUCCCAGAAGCUUGUUCAGUGGAAGAUGGCUUAUGCACAAAAAUUGAAAGGUUUUAGGUCAUACAAAGAAUGCAAUAGUUAGAAUUCUCUGAAGUAAUUUAGGGAACAUUACUCACUAAGGAUCACUAAGGAUCCCACUGUAAAUCUUGGUCCUUGAGACUCUGUGCCUGUGUGUAGAUCGCCAAGAUGUUUGUUUAGGAGGGGGAGGAUCAGUGGAUAAAAGCUGAGACUUACACAUGUACAUUAUGUGCAUCUCAAGACUACAUCUAUGCUGCUUCCUUGGACAGAUGCCCCUACUGCGCACGCACUUUGAAGCAGGCCAAGUAAUGGGUUCAGAUUCUUAGUGUCUCUUGUAGAGACUGGAGCAUAUUUGGAAGGCAGCUGAGCCUCCAGUGUAGUUUUCUCCAAAAUAAGCUUAAUUCUUGUAUACCAAAACUACCCUGCAAAGGGAGAAUGAUUGGGAAUUUGGAGCAGCACUGUUGUGUCAAACCUAAAUAUUAAUAGAGGUUAGAACUUGAACUAUUCCCCAUCUGUCCUCAUCCCGUCACAGAACUUAGUAGCUGAAUACAAAUUGAAGCAACCCUCUUCUACCUUCCUCUCUUUUCCCCAACACCACCCCCAAAAAAACCCAAACAACCAAAAAAACCCCAAACCUUACAAUGAAACAACUGAACAUUAAGAGGAUAUGAGUAUGUGGAAGAAAAUAAAGGAAUAAUUUUCAGUCAGUAUAAAUUGAAAAAUAUGACAGUAUAAAUUGAUUGAUUAAAGAUAAAACCUCUGGAAAAAUGUACAUGCAACAGAUUCCAGAUGUCUCUUCCCACAAGUUUUCUUACCAGAUGGUGGAUGCGAUCUUUCUUUCUUAAUAUGUCUUUAUGUUCAAUGGUAGCACGCCAUUCAGACAAAGGGAAAAAAAGGGUAUUUGUGUAGAGCUUGCUUGUUGGGACAAUAUGCUUACUGUGUUCUAUGGUCAAAUGAGCACUUAUUUAUUAUAAAUAGAAUGCAUUUGAAUUACUGUUAUAUGUUGAUCUCAUUGUGUCACUAUAGGUUUUGAAAUACUAGUAAGAAUUGCCUAUGCAUUAUGCAGCAUUAUUUGAAUUAUUCAUGUGUGGCAAGUGAAGUUCUGCACUUUAAAAUGUUGCCUUGGCCUGAUGUUUAUAUUUUUGCUGUAUUUUUGUGUAAUCUUAAGGUUUUGUAGGGGAAAAAAAGUGUAUUUUUUCAUUGCACUGAAAUUUUCAGCAAGUUUGUUUUCUUUUAGAAAAGGGAACUUUAAAAUUACCCUUUCUAAAAUUCUGUGCCUGAUUAUACACUCAUGAAUGGGAAAAAAUGUUAUAGUUUUAUGGACUGGAAUAGUAGCAUUUAAUGUAAAAAAAAAGCGAAGAUAAACAGAAUUUUUUCAAAUAUAAUUGUGAUAAUGCAAUGCAAAUUAGCAAAAGGUAUUACUGUUGAAUAGCUACAGUUAAGUUGAGCAAAAGAGAACAUAGCUAUUCUUGAUUAUUUAUGUAAAAAGAAUACUUAAGCCCAAAUUCUUUUAGAGGAUAUCCCAGUUUUAAAAGGAAAGGCCAUUAAUGUCAUUUCUCAGAUAAGCUGUUUAAAAAUAUUAUUCUAAACAUUACCAGGAUCAACCCAUAACAGAUGAUAAGGCAGACAUCUUUGAAAGUUCUGGAUAUUCAUUAAUAAACUAUGCUGCUUAAUUUGCAGCCUGGUAUUUGUUAGGAGUCAACUCACCUGUAAAAUGAUGGUGUAAAGUCACAGAAUAAGCUGGGCUGGAUGGGAUCCUCAAGGAUCAUCGUGUCCAGCUCCUGGCCCUACAUAGCAGCAUCCCCAAGGACUGAUAAAAAUUUAAUUUCAGAAGACAUUUGAAAAUACUGGUAGCAGAAUACAAAAUACUGCAAAGUAGAAAGGAGAUCGAUCUGAGGAACUCAUAAAAAGAGGAUGACAUGUCAGUGAAAUUUUAGGUGUGAAAUGCUCAGAAAAAAAGAUGCAUUCCCAGGUAAUGAUCUAUUAGUUCAUGGAUGUCAUUCCUUCUAAAAGUCAUGGAGGUCCAAAACCUGACCAGGUUUCCAAAGCAGCUGCUUACAUGCUCAAUAAUAAAGGCCCAGAUUCCUGCUCAUGGCAUAAUUAUGUAACUCUUCACAGCUUCUAGAGGUCAGCUCCAAGAUUUAAAUCAAAAAUACCUGUAAUGGCACCAGAGGAAACAUAAUGUAAGAGCAUAUUAUAUUUUAUCUACACCUGUCCUGUGAAACAUUUAGCACUGGCCAGAACGGAGGCUGAAUUAGUCUGGUCCCUGUGAAGCAUUUCUGUUUGUGCAUGCCCCAGACAUCAUUCCCUGUCAUGUGCCUGGUGAUGCAGUGAUAACUGAGUCCAGCAGUCUGGUGUGACUGAAGUGACUGAAUACAAACUGUUUUAAAUAUCAGAUUGUUCAGAAAUGAAGUUUAUUGCUGAGACCAAAGUGCGCAUUUUAAAUCACACAAUCAUAUCUCUAGUUCUGAACAUACUAGGACUUUGGCUUAAAUCUGUGGGGUUUUUAAGCCCUUGCACUGUAUGUGCCACAACUCACACUUCUCUCAACAGAGAAACCAGCAAAUGACAUCCCCGAGGUAUGAAAAAGGGUAACAACAAAAUCAACAAAUACCAUUCUUGGAAAGCCAAAAGGACAUAGCAGCAUUAACCACAAUCUGUUGUUUGAAGUUAAUAGAACUGUUAGAUUAUGUGGAAAGGCUCAGCAAUGUUUUUGGGAGGCAGUUCCCUGGAAACUUCAGUGGAAAUUCUUUCUUAGAAAAUGCCCAGAAUCAGUCUGCUCCAACCAAAAGGUCCUUUGUAACUUCUGCAGAGACAAUCACUUCUUCAGAAGUGAAUGCAUUAGUCAUGCCUAGACCCUCACUUCUUUACCCUGUCAUGACUUGUGUAUAUUAGCUUUAAUUCUGGUGUUGCUUUGUGGUUUCUCACAGACUGAGUCUUAGUUUGAAAAUAACUAUGGUAAAGGAGUGGAGCUGGGAGACAGAUAAGGAUAAAGAGCAAUCUUACACCAGUCUGCCUAAUGCUCCAAGACAAAAUAUUUGUCCCACCAGGUGGAUGUUGUUACGUUUGCACAGCUCUUAGACUCAAUGAUUUGGCUUAAUGACUUGAGUCAAUUUGUAACAAUUAAACUCAGUCAAGGCUAGGACAUAAACUAUGAACAGCUGACAAACACAUAACAAUGUUUUACUGUGAUCUGCAUUUAAGCCAUCAGCAGCUUUCCUUGGCCAAGUGCUCCUACGCAUGUUUAGAUACAAAAACCUGGAGAUAAGCCAGCCGGAGAAGGGGCCGGUUUUGGUGACAAAUGAAGGCUGUAAACUGCACCCUAUCUGGCCUUGUGGCUUUGGGGCUGGGUUGGCUCUAACAACUUUUAGUAAUGAAGUUCUUAGAAAGCAUUAGCAUAUGCUCCUUACCUGAGUAGAUCUGUAUCCCUUGCUUCAAGACAAAUUUUCUUUCCCCAAAGGAGAGUUCACACCUUGCUGGAGUAAGUUUUUCUGAUGCUGAUUUGUCUGCUUGUCACCUGUUGUGCAUAAGCUCUGGUUCAUGUGAAAAUGCCUAACUGGAGUUAAUGUUGUUGAAUUUAUCCUUCCUUUUGUACUUGUGCAGUAUCAAGGAAGAACAAUGUAUUAGGAGAAAUGGUAUAUGCGAUUUCCACUGUUCUGCUUGGUUUUGGUCUUGCUAAAUAGGAAGUCAUGUACUGUUGAAACAAAAUAAAGAGGCCUUGUGUUUACACCAA